Aspergillus oryzae RIB40 is the source of this 594-nucleotide messenger RNA. Its product is annotated as GNAT family N-acetyltransferase. The coding region runs from base 1 to 594 and encodes 197 amino acids. The record is from RefSeq and is a predicted model, not a curated record. The transcript has a single exon. Gene Ontology annotation, molecular function: acyltransferase activity, transferring groups other than amino-acyl groups. NCBI's taxonomy places the organism in Eukaryota, Fungi, Ascomycota, Eurotiomycetes, Eurotiales, Aspergillaceae.
AUGCAAUCAACCCGACUCGAGCUGGUCCAUUUAACCAUAGACCAUUUACCAGGUUACUUCUCAGUGAAAUCUGAUAUGGAAGUUGUAAAAUGGAGCUCUCCCGGCCCAUUGACCUCGAUACAAGAAGCAGAAGAAGAGCUAUUACGAGACUUGUCGGAAGAUAAUCGCGAAACAUUCGCAAUUCUCCUCCGCGAUGACCUUGACCCCAAGACAAUUGAAGAGUGGCAAGGCCCAGAAGCCAAAGAUGGGAGCAAUGCUCUCGUACCUGGAGGGUUUGUCGGCUUUAUAGGCGUCUAUGAUCUUCAUCACGUGGCUCAAGUCUUCUAUACUAUUCAUCGAUCUGCAUGGGGGCUCGGAAUUGCAACUGAAGCACUACUGGCGUUCACGGAGUUGUUCUGGAUCCUUCACCCCGACCACUAUCGGUUGCUGGGACGUUGUGAUACUGAGAAUCCGGCUUCGGGGAGGGUAUUAGAGAAGUCGGGGUUUGAAUACUAUGAUUUUAUAUGUGCGGAUGAGUUUCAGCCGUGGAUGGUACCUCAUGCUCGAGAUAGUUUGCGUUUUGUAUUGGCUAAGCCGGGGUACACUUUUGAUUAG